Labrus bergylta (ballan wrasse) is the source of this 1864-nucleotide messenger RNA. It is a transcript of the gene sox3, whose product is annotated as SRY-box transcription factor 3. Gene Ontology annotation, biological process: cell differentiation; regulation of DNA-templated transcription; anatomical structure morphogenesis. NCBI's taxonomy places the organism in Eukaryota, Metazoa, Chordata, Actinopteri, Labriformes, Labridae. Gene Ontology annotation, molecular function: RNA polymerase II cis-regulatory region sequence-specific DNA binding; DNA-binding transcription factor activity, RNA polymerase II-specific. The record is from RefSeq and is a predicted model, not a curated record.
GCUUGGCGAACAAGUUUAGACUUCUGUUGGGAGCCGUGCGGGACAGAGCUGUACUGAGCCUAGAGAAACCUGAAGCACCUGCACUCUGUUGCCUCUUUGGGAACAACUUUUUUUUUUCCCAAUCGUAUGAGACUGGUCAGUAUCUCUACCUCUUUGACUUCUGGCGCUGCUUAGUGAACUUUAACUUUUUUUUUUCUGUGCCUGUGAGUGAACACUUUUGAGAGAAUGUAUAACAUGAUGGAAACCGAGCUCAAGACCCCGCUCCCGCAGUCCAAUUCGGGCUCGGCGCCGGGCGCAAAGAACAACAGUGCCAACGACGCAGAGCGCGUAAAGCGUCCGAUGAAUGCCUUCAUGGUGUGGUCCAGGGGACAGCGGAGGAAGAUGGCGCAAGAAAACCCCAAAAUGCACAACUCUGAGAUCAGCAAGCGGCUCGGUGCGGACUGGAAACUUCUGACCGACGCUGAGAAGAGACCGUUUAUCGACGAGGCCAAGCGUCUGCGUGCCAUGCACAUGAAGGAGCACCCGGAUUAUAAGUACCGUCCCCGCAGGAAGACCAAGACCUUGCUCAAGAAAGACAAGUACUCUUUGCCGGGGGGUCUGCUUGCGCCUGGAUCCAACGUCGUCAACAACUCAGUGUCUGUGGGGCAGAGGAUGGACGGUUACGCGCACAUGAACGGCUGGACGAACAGCGCGUACUCCCUCAUGCAGGACCAGUUGGCUUACCCGCAGCAUCACAGCAUGAACAGCCCGCAGAUCCAGCAGAUGCACCGGUACGAGAUGGCUGGGCUCCAGUACCCCAUGAUGUCCUCAGCGCAGACCUACAUGAACGCAGCCUCCACGUACAGCAUGUCCCCGGCGUACACACAGCAGACCUCCAGUGCCAUGGGACUCAGCUCCAUGGCGUCUGUUUGCAAGACCGAGCCCAGUUCCCCCCCGCCGGCCAUCACGUCCCACUCUCAGCGGGCGUGUUUGGGGGACCUGAGGGAUAUGAUAAGCAUGUACCUGCCUCCCGGCGGGGACAGCGCGGAGCACUCCUCCCUGCAGAGCAGCCGGUUACACAGCGUCCACCCGCACUACCAGAGCGCAGGGACGGGCGUCAACGGCACGCUACCCCUUACACACAUCUGAGAGACAAAAAACAGACUCUUAAAAACUUUAAAAAAAAAAGUACUUCGGAUACUUGAACUUUUUUGGUUGCUGUAGAUACAACGUUCAACAGUUUGUUUUGUUCAGAAACAGUUUAAUCUUUGUUGUCCAUUUUGAAAAAAAUGACGUAGAAAUGGACCAGAGAGUGAGCGUUGAGCCCGUCAGAGUAAAGAGGCGUUUUAUCAUAAGUAUAAAGCAAUCAGACAUAUGUAGAAGAAUUUGACUUCUAUAUUUUAAUGAAUGCCAUAUUUUCUCUCCAUGAAAAGGCAUGUGGCCUCGUUCAGAGAGGCUGGCGUAUUUCAGAAAAGCUGGAUGGAAAAAAAGUUGCUUCAUAAAUGUUUACACUUAAUUUUUAGAAUGUCAGUUGUCUUGACUUUGUCCAAAUUUCUGUAGUCUUCUCGGUUUUUUUUUCUCCUCCUCCUCCUCCUCUUCCUCAUGACAUUUAGGUUACAAUGGAACGUUAAGACUGUGCGGGUCGCAAACGCAAGUUUUAUUUAUAGUAAGAUUGUUUUCUUUUUAGCUUGUGAGCCCGAUGUUUUGUCACGUGAAAAAUGUUCAAUUUUUGUUUUGUAAAAUGUUAUUUUCUGUGAUGGUUCUGACAGUGUCAUGUUUACUCAUUCUCCUGAACGAAAAAAAAGGUUUAUUUAAACUGACGUUUCUACAUAUUUUAAGACCAUCCUCUAUUCUUAAAUGCUGAAUAAAUUUGUACAAAACAUGA